Molecule: messenger RNA, 1892 nt
Organism: Rhincodon typus (whale shark)
Lineage: Eukaryota; Metazoa; Chordata; Chondrichthyes; Orectolobiformes; Rhincodontidae
Product: anthrax toxin receptor 1-like
Exons: 18
Coding region: 1-1659 (552 amino acids)
Cellular component (GO): membrane
Molecular function (GO): signaling receptor activity
Source: RefSeq, a predicted model, not a curated record
AUGGCUCAACAGAUUGCUGGGGGCGAAGGACCCCUGGCUGCGGGAGGCCUGGAGGAAAGAAUAAAGGGUCUUUUUGGGUGUUACCCAGCCUUGCUCCUGCCUUUUGCUCAGCCCCCUCUCAAGAGGCAUGCUGUUGUGGACGACCUCGACAGCCACUUGUGUUCCAGUCAAUCACACUCUUCUCCUGGAUUAAUAUUCCUCUACUCUGAAACCGCUUUCCAGUCGGGAAGUGUUCAACAUCACUGGAAUGAAAUAUUCUUCUUUGUCGAUCAUCUAGCUCACAAGUUCAUCAGCCCCCAACUGAGAAUGUCUUUUAUCGUCUUCUCGACCAGAGGGACCACGCUUAUGACCUUAACUGAGGACAGGGAACGAAUUCGUAAAGGACUGGAGGAGCUACAGAUGGUGCAGCCUGGAGGGGACACGUACAUGCAUGAGGGUUUUGAGAGGGCCAGCGAACAGAUCUACUAUUCCAGUGCUGAGGGUUACAGGACAGCCAGUGUCAUCAUUGCCCUGACCGAUGGUGAACUGAUGGAGAACCUUUUCUACUAUGCAGAGAGAGAGGCUGACCGGUCACGAAGUCUGGGAGCGACAGUCUACUGUGUUGGUGUCAAAGACUUCAAUGAAACUCAGCUGGCUCGAAUUGCAGACAGUAAAGACCAUGUUUUCCCGGUGAAUGACGGUUUCGAGGCGCUCCAAGGCAUCAUCGACUCGAUCUUGAAGAAAUCCUGCAUUGAGAUUCUAGCUGCUGAGCCAUCAAGCAUCUGUGCUGGAGAAACGUUCCAGGUUGUCGUGAAGGGGAACGGAUUUUCCCAUGCGCGCAGUGUGGACAAAGUUCGCUGCAGCUUCAAAAUUAAUGACACAGUGACCCUCACUAAAAAGCCUUUGGUGGUCGAAGACACCUACUUGCUCUGUCCUGCGCCAGUGCUACAGGAAGUUGACGGAGCGGUCUUCCUGCAGGUCAGUAUGAAUGAGGGUCUGAGCUUCAUCUCCAGCUUCGUCACCAUCACAACAGUCCACUGUUCGGAUGGAACAAUUCUGGCGAUCGCGCUCUUAAUUCUGUUCCUGCUCCUGGCACUGGUCCUGCUCUGGUGGUUCUGGCCUUUAUGUUGCACUGUGAUCAUCAAAGAGCCCCCUCCACCUCCCACGGAUGACGAGGUACGCUGGGGAGAGAAGGGAUCGACGGAAGAAGGCGCCAAAUUGGAAAAGGCCAAAAAUGCGAGGGUGAAAAUGCCGGAGCAAGAGUAUGAGUUCUCCGAGUUGGGGAUUCAGAACAACAACAGAGGUCGGCAGAUGAAUGCCCCCAGGAAGUGGUACUCACCAAUCAAGGGCAAGUUGGAUGCACUGUGGGUUCUCCUGCGGAAAGGCUAUGACCGGGUUUCCGUGAUGAGACCUCAACCUGGAGACAAGGGCCGCUGCAUUAACUUCACGCGGGUGAAGAAUGAAGCCAAGCCCACCAGCUACCCGAUCUACAACAACAUGAGGAACGCGGGGCCUCCUCCCAUCUAUAGCCCCAACCUGAGCCCUCCUGCCUCUGCCACCCCGUCGCCUGAACCUUCGCCUACUCCGUCGCCGACCUCCUCGCUGCCUCCACCGCCCCCAGGACCGCCACCCACCCGGGCCCCUCCCCCGUCUCGCCCACCACCCCGCCCUUCCUUCUGAAGCCACCGGGGGGCGCAAGUCGGGUGGCUAACCCUUCGUUUCUGUGGUUGAUGGUGAAGGGCACCAAAGUGGGACUGUGUUAAGGCUCCCUGCUGGCCCAAAGGAGAUUCUUCCCUUUUGUCAGUUUUUUUUAUAUAUUGCAGGGUGCCUGCAGCAAAGCAAGCUCCAAUCCACACUGUAAUAUCCUUCUGAACAUAUGCCGGUUAAAGUUGGCAUCAUUGCCUUAAACUCGA